Molecule: messenger RNA, 969 nt
Organism: Physella acuta
Lineage: Eukaryota; Metazoa; Mollusca; Gastropoda; Physidae
Product: ubiquitin-like protein ATG12
Biological process (GO): piecemeal microautophagy of the nucleus; autophagosome maturation; autophagy of mitochondrion
Cellular component (GO): autophagosome membrane; cytoplasm; Atg12-Atg5-Atg16 complex
Molecular function (GO): Atg8-family ligase activity
Source: RefSeq, a predicted model, not a curated record
UGCGUUGUGUUGAGAAACAUCCGUUGUUUAUCAAACUAAAAUGUCUGAAUCUGAAAGUGUUGAAAAGAAUGAUGACAGUGAAUCAAUUCCUCCACCCUCGGCAACUAAUGAAAGUGUGAUAGAACAAAAAUCAAAUGAUACUAAUUUAUCACCAGUUUCAUCCGAUACGAAACUGAAAACCAAUUUAAAAGUGGACAUUCUACUAAAGUCAGCAGGAGAUGCACCUAUUAUGAAGAAGAAAAAAUGGACUGUUGACAGAAGUAAAAAAGUUUGCUGGGUUACAGAUUUUAUUAAAAAAUAUAUAAAAAGUGAGCCAUCUGAUUCACUGUUCCUGUAUGUAAAUCAGUCAUAUGCACCUUCACCAGAUACAGAUAUUGGAUCCAUAUUUGAUUGCUUUGGGAGUGAUGGAAAAUUAGUACUACAUUACUGUCGAACACAAGCCUGGGGAUGAUCAUUACUUUGCAUAUUAAGAUAUCAUUUUAUUUAUACUAUUGGAAAUGUCUGUGUAAGAAUGUUUUAAACAAAGACUGAUGAGCUUUAAAAAAUUGGUUAAUUUUUAUUGAUAUUUUAUUGUGUGGGUUGUGUUAUAAAUCAGUUUUGUGGUCAGAAAGAAAAUAAUUGUGUGCCUACUGUUUGUUUUGUUUUAUAUACCCUAAAUGAAUAAUUUGCAAAGUAACGACUUGGUUUGCAAAUAUAUUCCAAGAGUUAAAAGAAACUCAUAGGGUAAAUAUAACAUGAAUUUAAUGUAUAUCUGCAUUUUUUUGUGAUACACGUGAAUUUUUUAAAUCACAUGAAUGGUAAUCCCUCUGUAAAUAGAUACAACCAUUCCAUGUGGCAUAAUUUUUGUCAAAGGCUAAAUGUAUGCGCUGUGUAAAAAGUAUCAAUAUUCUAUUAUCAUCAUAACUUUAAUGUACUUUUGUUGAAUAAUUUUAAUAAAUCCCAUACAAAGCAAAAAAGUUGUUUGUAGCG